CGUUCUUCCAGUUAUAUAGUGCGCUCUGGGUUUUAUUCUCUCCAUAGAUUGAUCGCUGUGGCUGGUUUUCUCUAGCGUUCCCAUUCUGUUUCCAUGGAUUUGUGUUCGAUUCGGUAUUUUCAUCUCGUUUGCUACAAAUGGAUGAUGAAAACAAUGGAUCUUGAUGGAUGUUUCUCUUAGAACUUUGGAUGAGUUGGGUUUACGGGGUUAUGGGAUUCAGGAGGCUGAACGAUCGGAGUUAUUAAUGCAUUUGCUUUCUCUGUUGAAGAAGUGAUUAGAACUCAGCAGAUUAACCUUGCUUAGUUCCAAUGAGUAAAGCAGCCAUGGAUAGGGUAAUUGUGUCAGUACUGCCUAGUUGAUGGACUCAUGGACCAUAGGGGUGGGAUGAUUAGAAACUUAGCAGGAAAAGCAGAUGGUAAAGUUGGAAAAUCUCAUCUUCAUUACCCCAGAAUUCCUGCAAGUUCCUGUCCUGAUUCAUGCAAGUAUGGAAAGAAGAACGAUUUGUUGCUUGUUAAAAUGAAUGGUGCGGUUUCAAGACACUCGAACACUCCCGAAACCCUAGAUAAAAAUUUUAGUCUCAAAAAAGUUGUCACUGCACAAGCUAGACGCAAAGGAGCAGAGUUUAUGUUGGAUACUGCCGUUCAAAUAGAUGACAAUGUUUCCCGCUGCUCAGGAAUUAUCAAUAUGGUGCACUCGCAGCACUCUGAUGCAUCAAGUGACAUGAUUGAAUGUAUGUCUGAGGAAUCCGUAAACAUGAAACCAAAGACACCACCACGCUUUCUGAAAAACAUUAGAACUUAUGAGCAGAACAGUCCCUUUUUUAAAGAUGGAUCUUUGGAGGAAUUAACUCUAGUGGUGCCUGAGGAAGUAGCUUUUACUGUCAAUGAAAACGCUAUCUCCAUUGAUGAUGUGUCUUGGGCCUGGUCAAAUGGGGUUUCUGUAGGGUCUGCAGCCAUGGAGCUCGAGUCUCCUCCAUCUGCACUAGAGAGCAUGGCGUCUACCCUGACUUCUCAUGAUCAUAAACUAGAGGGAUCCUCCAUGGAGUUUCAAGUUACACCACAGAAAAUGAUAUCUUUAGCUGCUGAUGAACUUACCGAUCAAGUGAAAAAGCCAUCUAAUAGAUUUAGAACCAUGAAGCAAGAGAUUAUUCGGAAGAGUAUGACACAUGCUAUGGCCAGUUCUUCGAAGGAUACUGCUGGUAUGAAGCCAAAACAACAUAAGAAGAUGAAUAGUUUGAAGGUAGAUGAGAAACAAAAGAUAGAGCUUCCAAUGUUGCGGUCCUCACUGCCAGUGAAAACUAGUCUUCUGGGUAGGAUCGAGGCCAAGAAGAAAGUUGAUGCAGUUGUGGAACCCAGCAUUACAGAUGAAAAAUCAUCAACUUUGAUUAGAACUGUUAAAUCUAUUAAGCCAAUUCAGGUUGGUGUGAUGCCUGACAUUGGACCUAGUACAUCUUUUUCUCCCUUAAUAAUCAAGAAAAAGACUUUGUCAACUCCAAAAAGGAUCCAAUUAUCCCCAAAGCAAUCACUUCUACUGAAAACUAAAUCUUCGGUCAUAAAAUACAGGUCACCAAUGUCGGAUUCUGGAAGAACCGGAUGUCGAAGUAGCCAGGAUAGCAGCGAGAAUGCCUAUAACGCUGGCUUGUCUAAGGUGAGAGACGAGAAGAUUUUGAAGCAAGUUGCAGAAUCUCUGGUCCCUAAGUCAAGUCUUAAUUUUGCUCCAGUAUUGAAUAAUAGGAAGGCGAUAUCAGUAAAGAAACAAGUGGAAGCUGGAAACGUGGAUGGUGUAGUUGAACAGACACUCAUCAGUGUAGCUCAUAAGUCUACAGAACAAAAACACAUGAAGCUGAGAGCUCUGCAGUCUUCAAGAACAUUGUCCUCCGGGUCUUCAACAUCAUCUUCAGCAUUUAUCUCAUCAAAUUGUGAAAAAGAGAGUGAUGGAUCUCGGUCAACAGAUGCUAACGUUUCCAAAAAGGCUCAUAUUGGUGAGAGGAAAAGGAGAACACAGCUUCAUGUAGUUGAGCAGAAACCCUUUGGUGCAGUACCAAAGUUUGCAGAGCAUAACCGCACAAAGCUGAGAAACUUGUCUUCCAGGUCUUCAAUAUCAUCUUCAGCAUUCUUAUCGGGUCAUGAAGAAGGGAACUGUGCAUCUCGGUUGACAGUAACCAACACUAGUGGAUCAAAGAAGACUCAUAUUGGUGAGAGAAAAGGGACAACACCGCUUCCUGUAGUUGAGCAGAAACUCUUUGGCGUGGCUCUAAUGACUGUAGAACAGAAGAGCACAAAGCUGGAACCUCAGCUAUCAUUAAGAACCUCAUCUUCCAGGUCGUCAAUGUCAUCUUCGCAAUAUGUCUCUUCAAGUUAUGAAGAAGAGAAUGAUGGAUCUCAGUUGUCAGUUAGUGAAACUAGUGGAUGGAAGAUGACUCAGAUUGAUGAGGGGGAUGGGAGAACACCACUUUGCACAAAAAAAAGUGACGAGGAAGAAGUACAGAAAAAAACUGAAAAUUUACACCUUGAAAAUAAAUUAUUUUUGCUUAGCACAUCUUUUAGAAGAGGGGAGGAAGUGUUGGAGGCUCAGAAUUUUGAAGGUGAUUCAGGGAUGAGUAACUUUAGGGAGAGUAGAGAAUCAACAAAGGAAUGCUUGGCCACUGUUAGUCCUGGUUUGCCUGCAGCUGUGCUGAGGGACAAAGUUGUGCAGGAAAAGAAUACACAGGCUCUUUCUAAUGAUUUAAUUGAAGAAACUGCGAACAAGCUGGCGGAACCUAGUAAGAGCAAGGUGAAAGCUCUGGUUAGUGCUUUUGAAGGUAUCAUCUCUCUUCAAGAGAGAACUGUUUUGUGAGCAGUAUUUGUUUUUGUCUAUUGAUUGAAAAUAUGAAAUUUCUGCUGCAUUUAGUUUUUAUAUUUGGACUUUCCAAAAGUAUAUGUAUAGCAUAAGGGCGAUGUUGAGAGGCUUCUGUGUUUCAUAAGAAAAGAGGAAUAAAUUUUCCCUAGUCCUUUCUGAGUGAAAAUGAAUUGUUUUUUUCUUAAUAUUUG
This is a messenger RNA of Phalaenopsis equestris, 3029 nucleotides long. RefSeq lists its product as uncharacterized. Bases 367 to 2835 code for a protein of 822 amino acids. Lineage: Eukaryota; Viridiplantae; Streptophyta; Magnoliopsida; Asparagales; Orchidaceae. Gene Ontology annotation, molecular function: calmodulin binding. The record is from RefSeq and is a predicted model, not a curated record. The transcript has 3 exons.